CUCAGCUCUAUAUUCAACCCAACCCGUACCAUGGCAGAUCGUGGUAACAGAGAACAAAGGCAUGAUCGGGACCGUCGAGACUCAAGGUCACAAUCACCUCGACGACAUCACUCUUCCUCCCAUCGACCUAGAUCCCCGCACCGACACCAUCACCGCAAACGCGAUGCUGUCCCUGCCAAAGACCUUCCAUUCAAUACUCGUCCGCUGACCAAGCGCGAUUUCAAGAACUUUAGGCCAAUGUUUGCUCUAUAUCUUGAUAUUCAGAAAGGCAAAAUCCUGGAAGAAAUGGACGAGGUCGAAACACAAGGAAGAUGGAAAAGCUUCAUUGGAAAAUGGUAAGCGCAACGGGCAUUCAGAAUCCCAUGAAAAACACCAAUUUCCGAAAACACCAGCUAACAUAUCUGAGGAAUCGUGGAGAGCUUGCAGAAGGAUGGUAUGAUCCAGAAACUCUUCAAAAAGCGACACAAAGUACACAAGCGGCUGAAGUCACGGAUGACAAUCACAGACCUGAACCAAGUACGACAGUGAGCAGGGAGAUGGAGGAGAGACACAGAAACCCACCGCCUGGGCACGACAGAAACACGAAAGACGACAGCGGAAGUGAUAGUGAUGACUCCAUUGGACCGGCACUACCAGGACAAGAAGGAAGAUCAAGAGGUAGGAUGGGACCUAGUAUUCCGAAUAUGCAAGACCUGGACAUCAAGAGAGGUAAGAAGCCUGGCCCUUGUUCAUUGUCGUCUUUCCAAACUAUACCUCGAAUAGUUUCCAAACAAGCGGAGUAGUUGUUUGAGAAGGACUAGAAGGAUUCAGCAUCGCAGUACGGAUUCUUCCAAACCUUCUCGAACAAUCUAUUUUUCGCUGAACAUCUGUACAAUUGUUGAAAUAUAUUCAACAUUCGUAGCUCACCUUCGAAAGGUCAUAAAGGGACUAAUAUCUUCUUUAGAAAUGGAUUCAGAAGAUGCUCAUGCAAGAAGAGAGGAUAUGAUAUUCGCACGGAAAAGCGAUCGAAAAGAACAAAAGGCCGCUCUGGACGAACUGGUACCUCGAGCAGAAGCUGGAACACGAGAACGUCAACUUGAGAAGGAGAAAGAGGUAAAUGAAAAAAUGAAAUCAUUUCGAGAAAAGUCACCCGGCGCCGCCGAAGUUCCAGAUUCUGAGCUGAUGGGUGGAGGUGAUGGAAUUGAGACAUUUAAGAAAACAAAACAAGAGUUUGAGCGCAAAAAGAAUGAGAGGGAGUUGAGAAGAGAAGAAAUACUAAGAGCAAGAAUGGCAGAAAGAGAAGAAAGAUUGCAAGAAUAUCGGACGAAGGAAGAGGGUACAAUGGAAAUGCUGAAAGCUUUGGCUAAACAGAGAUUUGGAUAAUGGAGAUGGAUAUUUUUCGACCUAGGUUAAUUGCGCAUGCGG
Molecule: messenger RNA, 1404 nt
Organism: Hymenoscyphus albidus
Lineage: Eukaryota; Fungi; Ascomycota; Leotiomycetes; Helotiales; Helotiaceae
Source: the annotation of a GenBank genome assembly